Messenger RNA from Plasmodium berghei ANKA, 900 nucleotides. RefSeq names its product 50S ribosomal protein L22, apicoplast, putative. The record is from RefSeq and is a predicted model, not a curated record. Gene Ontology annotation, biological process: ribosome assembly; translation. The transcript has a single exon. Gene Ontology annotation, molecular function: structural constituent of ribosome. Gene Ontology annotation, cellular component: ribosome; large ribosomal subunit. Bases 1 to 900 code for a protein of 299 amino acids. NCBI's taxonomy places the organism in Eukaryota, Apicomplexa, Aconoidasida, Haemosporida, Plasmodiidae.
AUGAAUAGUUUAAUGACAAUCGUUAUAGUGGUUAUUGCUCAGUUAGUUUUUAAUAAGGAAUUGUUAGGCUACAGUUUUAUUUAUAAUAACAGUAGGUUUUUAAAUCGUAUUAAAUAUGGAAAUAAUAGAAUAGAGAAAACAAUAUUACCAUAUAAAAUAAGAUAUAAACCAAUUUUAAUGUUAAAUAAAAUAUCAGAAAUAGAAGAAAAAAACAAAAUAAGAGAUGAUGUAACAAAUGCUUGUAAUAGUACCAAUAGUAAUGUCAGUGAAAUUAACAAUAAUAAUAAAGACAAUGAACAAAAUAAUUCCAAUCUUGUAUAUGAUAAUAUGGAUUUAUUUGUUGAUGAUGGCCUUCAAUUAAAACAAUGGUAUUCAGGAGAUAAAAUAAGAAAAAAAUGGGAAGAAAAACAUAUAGAAAAUGUUAAAAGUAAUUAUGAAAAAGUUUUAUUAAAUAAUAAAUAUAAUGAACUGUUUAAUAUGUAUAGAAAUAUUAAAAAAAAUAAUGUAGAAAACCAUAAAAAAAGAGUUAAAACAAAUAGAAUAAAUCCAGUUAUAUAUAUUAAAAAAAGAUUAGUAUCCGCUACAGCUAAAUAUUUAAGAAUGUCUUUUAUUAAAACUAGAAAAAUAUUAUGGAAAAUUAGAUAUAUGCCUAUAAUUAAAGCUUUUGCAUUUCUUUAUUAUUAUGGAAGUAAUAAAUAUACAGUAAGCAUAUAUAAAUGUAUCAAAUCAUGCCUUCAUAAUGCUAUUUGCAAAUAUGGAAAAAAUAAUAUUAAACCAGUAUUUCAUAUUCUUCAAGCUAAUAUGGGAGGAUAUACUAAAAAAAUUAACAUUAGAGCAAAAGGGAAAACUGAUAUUAUUCGAGAACCUCAUACACACAUUCGUGUUGUUCUGGAGGUAUAA